AUGAACUUAUUGCCAAGUGGAAUAUGCUUUUACAUAUCAGUAGCAAUCUGUUGGUUCACGUCAAGAGUCGACACGUCUUGGUGGUACAUGGGAACCCUGGGUUCACAGGUGAUGUGCGACAACGUUCCCGGAUUGGUUAACAAGCAGCGCCAGCUGUGCCGCCAGCAUCCGAAAAUGAUGCAGGCGAUUGGGUCCGGGAUCCGGGACUGGAUCGCUGAGUGUCAGUACCAGUUCCGGAACCACCGCUGGAACUGCAGCACCAUGGAGCGGGACCACACCGUGUUCGGAAAGGUUCUUCUUCGGAGCAGUCGGGAGGCUGCCUUUGUGUAUGCCAUAUCAUCGGCCGGCGUGGUCCACACCAUUACCCGCGCCUGCAGCCAGGGGGAUCUAGAGUCCUGCUCCUGCGACCCUGAGAAGAAGGGCACGUCCCGGGAUGCCAGGGGGCCCUUCGCCUGGGGCGGCUGCAGCGAUAACGUGGACUACGCCCUCAGAUUCUCCCAGACCUUCAUCGAUGCCAAGGACCGGAGGGAGAGGGACGCCCGAGCACUGAUGAACCUGCAUAACAACAGGGCUGGGAGGAAGGCAGUGAAGCGUUUUAUGAAUCUGGAGUGUAAAUGUCACGGAGUGAGCGGCUCCUGCACUGUCAGGACCUGCUGGCUCGCCAUGGCCGACUUCCGGCACACGGGGGAGUUCCUGCGUCGGAAGUACAACGGAGCCGUGCAGGUGGUCAUGAACCAGUACGGCACAGGCUUCAGCCGGGCCUACCGGAAGUUCAAGAGGCCCACCAAGAAUGACCUGGUCUACUUCGAGAACUCGCCCGACUACUGCGUCCGCGACCCUGACACUGGCUCGCUGGGCACAGGCGGGCGUGUCUGCAACAGGACGUCUCGAGGCAUGGACAGCUGUGAGGUCAUGUGCUGUGGGCGUGGCUACGACACCUCCCGGGUUGGCCGCACCACCAAGUGCGAGUGCAAGUUCCACUGGUGCUGCGCAGUGCGCUGCCGGGACUGCCAUGAGGUGGUGGACGUGCACACCUGCAAGGGCCAGGACAGCAGCACCUGGCGGGGGCAGGUGUGA
Megalops cyprinoides (Indo-Pacific tarpon) is the source of this 1077-nucleotide messenger RNA. RefSeq names its product protein Wnt-2-like. NCBI's taxonomy places the organism in Eukaryota, Metazoa, Chordata, Actinopteri, Elopiformes, Megalopidae. The record is from RefSeq and is a predicted model, not a curated record. The coding region runs from base 1 to 1077 and encodes 358 amino acids. Gene Ontology annotation, molecular function: frizzled binding; cytokine activity. Gene Ontology annotation, biological process: multicellular organism development; neuron differentiation; canonical Wnt signaling pathway. The transcript has 5 exons. Gene Ontology annotation, cellular component: extracellular region.